CCAGAGCGCCACAAAUUCCCCACCCAUUCUCCCUGGCUGGUCGGAUGGUCCCCGACUGCGAACUCACGGACAAUCCAUUGUGGAACACUUUUGGAUGAUCUGGAGAUUGCCAGGAUCACCCGUUGAAAUGAACCCCGAUACAUGCAGCCACACAUCCGGAUCCGCAUUGUCGGGUCAGUAGUCGGGGAGCACUAGAUGCCACCUGCAGCAUCUCGCAGGAUGGCUUUAUUCGGGGCUCUAGAUCGGCCUUCUCGGGGGGCUGCCUGUGGUCCCCUGAAACACGUCUGGUCGCCGCGGUUAUACAUGCACGCUGUCAGACCCCAGAUGAUCAGGACAUGUGUGGUCCCCGAUCGGGGAUCUCGGCCUGUGUGAGACUCGAUGAGAUCAGAUUAAAUACAAAUAUCCUCCACACCCGUUACACUGUCAUCCAUUCCUCAUCAUGGUCGACCAAAAGCCUUCUCCGCUGGCAUGUGUGCCGUGUCGUCGUCGUCAUCUGAAAUGCGAUGCUCAGAUGCCGGUUUGCACCCGCUGCUACAAUACCAACAAUGAUUGUCGCUAUGUGCGUUCGCGUCGGGGGCUGCGGAAUCGAUCCAGCCCGGAUACGGGGGAUCUCGACUUUACUAGCUGGCUGAAUGGGGCGAUCGAUAUAGAUCCAGAUUUUCUCGAGCUGCCAGACCUCGACGUCAGUGUCGACAUUCACUCCGAGUCUAUUCCAUCACCAGGGUAUAUUGCAGCAGUUGUAGAUUCGGAGCCACUGGCCCAUGAUGCCAUGAUUCAGUUGUAUUACCACCACUUUCAUCGCUCGCAUCCGAUUCUUUUGCCCCGGCGAAGUCUGGCCUCGCCACUCUGCCAGCAGGUUCCAGCUUACAUUCCACACAUUAUGCGCUACAUUGGUAGCCACUACUAUCAUCAUCCGGGAUUCAGCGAUUCUUUUCAUGCACCCGCCUACACGGCUCUGUCUGCCCCGAACGAUGAGUUUAAAGUCCAGGGACUGCUUCUCUUGUCCAUCAUUGAACACUCUUAUGGAGCUGAAGAGAAAGCACGGAAGCUCCUUCAUGAAGCCAUCCAGCUGGCAUGUCGUCUCGGGAUGAACAGCACCUCUUUCGCACGAGCCCACUCCCGCGGCAGCCCUAUCCUGGAAGAGAGCUGGCGACGGACGUACUGGGAGCUCGUAGUAGUGGAGGGGAUCAUGUCCGCCAUCGGCGGAGGCGGCAUCAUGUCCAGUCCUAAAUGGAUCAACCAUGACAUGCAGCUACCGUGUGAUGAAAACGCCUACAACUCUGAACAAACCCUCCAACAACCCCCCAGCCUAUCCACCCUCCCCGACCCCGACACACACCACAUCUCCUCUUUCACCCACCGCAUCCUCGCAACCCAGAACCUCCGCGCCGUCCUACAAAUCACCCAAUCCCUCGACCCAGACACCGAAUUCCAAACCGAGACGCUAGAUGCCCGACUCGCCACCUCCCUCAUGCGCCUCCCUUCCUCCCUCCCCGACCACGACACCUCCACCGUCGACGAAAUGAUCUUCCAAACAUUAAUGAUCACUUACCUAAGCAGAAUCUACCUCCACCACCCACACUCCACAAUCCGUCUCUCAGCCUACCACGCCACCACCAUCAGCACCUCUGCAAUCCUCCCACCAUCAACCUCCUGCACUCGAUUCCACACACAACCUAACCCCCACUACCCCCAACACCAACAACCCAGACCCCACAACACAAGCACGCACACGCAGAAACUCCUCCGCGCCGCAGACCUCCUCUCUAACCUCGCCACCCUCCCUAGCUCCGUCAUAUCCCGCACCCCGUUUUUCACUUGUGGGUUGGCAAUCGCUGUUGUGGUGCAUGUUGCUGCGUUGGUGGAGCGGGGCUCUCCGUUAUUGAGGAGUGCUGCGGAGAGUAGUAGUGGUGGUAGGGAGAGAGAAAGAGAUAAGGAUGAUUCCCUGAAAGCGAGGAUCGAGUUGGGGGUUGGAGCACUGCAGGUUCUGGGGAGGGUGUGGCCGCUUGCGAGACGGGUGAGGGGGGAGAUGGUGGAGAUGUAUCGGUGUCGGUAGUUUUACUCCCUGUUCUUAAUUAUUUACGAGGAAAGCAAGGGGAAGGAGUUAGGGUGGGUGGUGAGUUCACGGCUAGGUGAGUGGUUGGUUGGGUGGUGGUGGGUAGGUGGUAUGAUGAAUGAUGUGCUAUGAAGUCGAUGAAAUAGAUUUGUAUAAUUUGCAUUUGGCUUCUAGGGUAAGCGUAAUAAUUGCUAGUAGA
Molecule: messenger RNA, 2255 nt
Organism: Aspergillus ibericus CBS 121593
Lineage: Eukaryota; Fungi; Ascomycota; Eurotiomycetes; Eurotiales; Aspergillaceae
Product: Zn(II)2Cys6 transcription factor
Exons: 4
Coding region: 440-2056 (538 amino acids)
Biological process (GO): regulation of DNA-templated transcription; DNA-templated transcription
Molecular function (GO): DNA binding; DNA-binding transcription factor activity, RNA polymerase II-specific; zinc ion binding
Source: RefSeq, a predicted model, not a curated record